AUGGCGCCAGUAGAGACCGAGUACUAUGACCUCCUCGGCGUGCCGACAGAUGUGAACGAUACGGACCUCAAGAAGGCGUACCGCAAGCAGGCGAUCAAGUACCAUCCCGACAAGAACCCAUCGCCCGACGCCGAGGAGAAGUUCAAGGACAUCAGCAAAGCGUACCAGAUCCUUUCGGACCCUAACCUACGCGCCGUGUACGACAAGAAUGGCGCCAGGAUGGCGGAAAAGGAGGGCGGCACGACCAUGGAGGAUGCCGCUGGCUUCUUCGCGAACGUCUUUGGCGGCGAGCGGUUCAAAGAUUAUAUCGGCGAGAUAUCUCUGAUGAAAGAGAUGACGUCCGUCGCGACGACGAUGAUGUCCGAGGAAGACAGGGCCGAGGCCGAGCGCGACCUCAACGGCGGCGCGACCCCCACCUCCCCCGCCGUCUCGCCCGCGCCCGCCUCUCCAGCGCCGGCACCGCUCUCCCCGACGCCCGUGCCCGCCGCAGCCGCACCCACCUCCCCCACCGCCGUCGCCGCCGCCACCGAGCUCCCCCACUCGCCCGCCCCGACCCCGUCGCCCGCACCCGCGUCCCCCGGCGCGGCCGCGGACCCGCUCACGGCCGCGGCGCACAGCCCGGCGUCGACGUCGACGACGAACCUCGCCGCGGCGAAGGAGCGGGACGGCGCGCGGGCGGAGGCGCACGCGAAGCGGCGGUCGAAGCUGAGCCCGGAGCAGAAGAAGAAGCUGCAGGAGCUCGAGGAGGAGCGGCGGAAGGCGAUGCAGGAGCGCGUCGACGCGCUGACGGGCAAGCUCGUCGACCGCCUCCGGCCGUUCGUCGAGGCGAAGCACCCGGGGGACAAGGACGAUCCGGAGACGCGCGCGUUCGAGGCGCGGAUGCGGCGCGAGGCGGACGACCUGAAGCUCGAGAGCUUUGGGGUGGAGCUGCUGCACACGAUCGGGACGGUGUACAUCAUGAAGGCGACGAGCUUCUUGAAGAGCAGGAAGUUCUUGGGCAUUCCUGGGUUCUUCUCGCGGCUGAAGGAGAAGGGUACUAUGGCGAAGGAUGCGUGGGGUGUCAUUGGCAGCGCCAUUGGCGUGCAGCAAACAAUCCAGGAGAUGGAACGAUUGCAGGCCAAGGGCGAGCUCGGCGAGGAAGAGCUCAAAGCACUCGAAGAGGAUGUCACGGGGAAGAUCAUGCUCGCGUCAUGGCGAGGAACGCGCUUUGAAGUUUCGCAAGUACUUCGAGACGUCGUCGACCACGUCCUCUACAACCGCGCAAAGGGCCUUCUCCUCAUCGGUGCCGUCUUCAAAUCCACUGUCCCCGACGAGAGCGACGAGGAACGCCGCGAGCUUGAGCGGAUGGUUGCGGAGGCCGCCACCGGCAAGUCGAAGCACCACCAAGUCCGUGCGGCCCAGCGCGCGCGCAAACACGAGUCGCACAUGCCGUCGCCUCAGCCGUCGCCCGCGCCCGCGGAGAAAGCUCCGCCUGCGUCUGCCGCAUAG
Molecule: messenger RNA, 1488 nt
Organism: Epithele typhae
Lineage: Eukaryota; Fungi; Basidiomycota; Agaricomycetes; Polyporales; Epitheliaceae
Product: DnaJ-domain-containing protein
Exons: 12
Coding region: 1-1488 (495 amino acids)
Biological process (GO): protein import into peroxisome matrix
Cellular component (GO): cytosol
Source: RefSeq, a predicted model, not a curated record